Molecule: messenger RNA, 1652 nt
Organism: Lottia gigantea (owl limpet)
Lineage: Eukaryota; Metazoa; Mollusca; Gastropoda; Lottiidae
Exons: 8
Coding region: 62-1201 (379 amino acids)
Source: RefSeq, a predicted model, not a curated record
AGCUUCAAAGGAAUAUCAAACCUUACUGAAAGGCUGUAUACAAAUAAAAAUUCACACGAAAAUGACAUCCCACUUUGAUGAUGAUAUUGCUGCUCUAGUAGUAGACAAUGGAUCAGGAAUGUGUAAAGCAGGUUUUGCUGGUGAUGAUGCACCGCGAGCAGUAUUUCCUGCAUUAACAGGCAGACCCAAAUACCAGGCUGUAAUGGUAGGAAUGGGUAAUAAAGACUGCUAUGUUGGUGAUGAGGCUCAGAGUAAACGAGGAAUGCUAGCUUUACAUUACCCAGUAGAACAUGGUAUUGUUACUAACUGGGACGAUAUGGAGAAAAUUUGGCACCAUACUUUCUAUAAUGAAUUACGAGUAGCUCCCGAGGAACAUCCUGUUUUAUUAACCGAAGCUCCUUUAAAUCCUAAAGCUAACAGAGAAAAAAUGACACAGAUUAUGUUUGAAACAUUCAACACCCCAGCUUUCUAUGUUGGUAUACAAGCUGUAUUAUCAUUAUAUGCCUCUGGUAGAACAACUGGUAUUGUUUAUGAUUCUGGUGAUGGUGUAUCUCAUGUCGUACCUAUAUAUGAAGGUUAUGCCUUACCUCAUGCUAUCAAAAGAGCAGAUUUAGCUGGACGAGAUUUGACUCAUUAUCUACAACGUAUUUUACAUGAACGUGGAUAUAAUUUUACUACUGCUUCUGAGAGUGAAAUUGUGAGAGAUAUUAAAGAGAAGAUAUGUUAUUCAGCUUUGGAUUUUGAAGCUGAAAUGGAAACAGCAGCUAAAUCUUCAAGUUUAGAGAAGAGUUAUGAAUUACCUGAUGGUUCAGUUAUAACUAUUGGUAACGAGAGAUUCCGCUGUCCUGAAAUACUCUUUCAACCUGCUUUUAUAGGAAAGGAAAAUGUCGGCGUUCAUGAAAUGUUGAAUAAUUCUAUAAUGAAUUGUGAUAUUGAUAUUAGACGAGAUUUAUAUAGUAAUAUUGUUCUUUCUGGUGGUUCUACUAUGUUUCCUGGUAUAGCUGACAGAAUGAUGAAAGAAGUAUCGUCAUUGGCUGCUAAUACAAUUAAAUGUAAAGUUAUCGCCCCUCCUGAAAGAAAAUACUCUGUUUGGAUUGGUGGAUCAAUUUUGGCCUCCUUAUCAACAUUUAGUCAAAUGUGGAUUACAAAAGAGGAAUAUGAUGAAUGUGGCCCUGGAAUUGUUCACAGAAAGUGCUUUUAAGGCAAAAUAAGUCUCUUUGGUGUGCAAUGUCAAAUAUUUCGAUUUGAACUUUGAUCACAACUCUUAAGUUAGCCUAGUUUGCUUCAUUGUUUCAAUCGAUUUAAAGCUCUUUUUUAUGUUUUUAUAAAUAGAAAAAUCGUCCGGCAAGAAUAUAUCAAAAUGAUCAACCUCAAUAGUCCUGUUUUAUGAAUGCAUUGAGGUAUCUUUAUGAAAACACUUUAAUCGGAAGUUUAAUUGUGUGAUUUUUUAUAUUAUAUAUCGGUACAUAUAUUGUGUAUAUAAAUUUAUGAAAUAUUUUCACUGUUAUAUAAUAUAUAAUUAUGUUUAUGUUAACAACUGUAGUUCAGUCUACCUGUUGUAACUUACUGUGAUAUAUUUGAUACGAACACGUUAUAUAAUAAUUGUAUUAUAAAUAGAAUAAAUAUAAUAAAAUUACUUGUUAAAAUUUUUU